This is a messenger RNA of Ochotona princeps (American pika), 2168 nucleotides long. RefSeq names its product leucine rich repeat containing 30 (gene LRRC30). NCBI's taxonomy places the organism in Eukaryota, Metazoa, Chordata, Mammalia, Lagomorpha, Ochotonidae. The record is from RefSeq and is a predicted model, not a curated record. The transcript has a single exon. The coding region runs from base 786 to 1691 and encodes 301 amino acids. Gene Ontology annotation, molecular function: protein binding.
AAACCAGUCUCACCCAGAGCUCCUUGGAACCAGAACACCACAAAGAUCCAGACACUCUGAUCCUGCCCCCAUUACUAAAUCUCCUCUUACAGGCAUAAUGUAAAAUCCUCUGGUCUGGAAGUUUCCAUGUAUCUGGUCUGCUUCUGUUGCUUUCUCACAAAGACACAAUUGGCUGAUGUUUGGGACAGGCGUGAAUGACAUCAUUGCAUGACCUUCAGUUGGGCCACUUCACUUUGUUGCUAGCGGUCAGCUCGUUUGCACUCUCCAGUUGCCCACUCGGGUUCCGGGAGCUGUGCAGGUGGACUGCUGUUGGCGUGGCCUGCUUUUGUUUCCCACUUUGUCCCUUUUGAGAGAUGGGCUUGUUAAUCACCCAGCUCAAGCAUGAUACCCAAGAAAAGCAGAGAGGGUAAAAUUAUACACAGCCACCCUGUGACCGGCCUGCACAGAGCAGGUCAAUAAAACUCAGGCAGAAUGACAGUGACAGCUGCCUUGUAACAUUCAGAGGGAAUCGAGCAGUUCUGUGCAGCAGCGUCAGGAGCAAGGAUAUCAUUACAGCCGGCUGCUCAGAAAGAAGCCACUGCAGCCCACCCCCAGGGGCCGGCAAAACUCCUGCAGCAAUCCAGGGACACUGAAAGGCCUGAACAAGAAGCCUCUCCAUCAGCAUUCUCCACGCCGGGUCCCAGUGGCUGCAAUUGUGUGCACCUGCUGGCUGCCUGACCCAGUCCAGGGCAGGACAAACUCACAGUGUUGGAGGUGACAACAGAGCAAGCAGAAAAAAGGCUGCAAUGGGGGCCAGGCAGUCAAGGACCAAUUCCAAGGACAAGGACCCCAAGGGGAUGCUGAUCCUCAGGAAGGGACAGAAGUUCGCUCCGUGGGAUGACACUCUGCUCUUGGGAAGGGACCCACGGUCACUGCUGAAGCGGGGCAUGCGCCACGUCAGCUUCAGCUUGGUCACAAAAGGAAUGACGGACAUCCCAGACUUUCUGUGGGGCCUGUCUGAGGUCCAGAAACUCAAUCUGUCACACAAUCAGCUCCGGGUUCUCCCUCCCGAGGUGGGGAGACUGACACGGAUUGUGGUCUUGAACUUGUGCGGGAAUCGUCUGAAGAGUCUGCCCAGGGAAAUCAGCCUCCUCCACAGUCUCAAGGUGCUGUUUGUGAACAUGAACUGCCUGAGCGAGGUGCCGGCAGAGCUGAGUCAGUGCAGGAACCUGGAAGUGCUGAGCUUGUCGCACAACUGCCUGUCCCAGCUUCCCGCCAGCUUUGCCGACCUCUCCCGUUUGAAGAAACUGAACCUCAGCAACAACUACUUUGCACACAUCCCCGUGUGUGUGUUCUCACUGAAGGAACUGGAUUUCUUGCACGUGGGCUCCAAUCGCCUGGAGAACAUCGCGGAGAGCAUCCAGUGUCUGGUCAGCCUGCAGAUCUUCAUCGCUGAGAGCAACAAUAUCCACUCCUUCCCAAGGUCACUCUGCCUCGUCUCUAGCCUGGAGAUGCUGAACUUAAACAACAAUGACAUCCAGACUCUCCCAGAUGAGCUCUACCUGCUGGGUAGACUGGCAAGGAUCGCGUGGAAUCCUAUGGACAAGGGACUGCACAUCUCCCACAACCCUUUGUCCAAACCACUGCCGGAGCUAGUGGAGGGAGGCCUGGACAUGCUCUUCAGUUACCUAAAGGACAAAAAGCACCACUGAUGUGGGCACCAGGGGCAUGGAGGACAAGAGGCAGGUCAUCUGUCACCCUGGCUACUUCUUUCAUGUAAACUGCCUACCCUUCCUGUUAGUAAGUCAACGCUUUUGCUAGUAGUUGCUAAAUAGCUGCUCAAUCUUUCCUGGGGAGACAUUUGUUUUUUCAGGCUCUAUGUUUUUAAGAACCUCUGGAUUACUGUAUUCAUCCCAUCCAAAAAUUAAUGGGAACAAGCUUUUGGUUUUUUCCCAAGAGAACAAACUGUUCUGAGAAAUAUGGAGAUGUUGCCUUUGCAACUGUGGACAGUAGGUCUGCAUCGAAGAGGCAAAUCAGUGUGCCAUGGAUGGCACGGGGCAUUGGAACCAUCUGCUCUUAGGUGGCACCAGCAACACAUGCUACUAUGUUAUACUCAACCAACCAUUACUUGGGACCAAAUGGCAAGCUGGAGCCACGCUCCAUUGCCAAAGACCAAAAAUGGGCAGAGC